AUGAAUGUCUUCGCCAUUAGUCUACUGGUCAUUAUACUGAUUGGGCUAGACUCUUCAGCGGCUCGACCUGCUUAUGGUCGAGGCGCAAGAGACCUUGGCAGCAACGACCCGGAUUUGGUGACCCAAUAUUUCGAGGGCGGUCGGUUUGAGCAGUCCCUCAAUCACGAAAACCUGCUCGUUGAAUCGGAUGAGCCGCGGGACUUGUCAGGGCCUAAUGGUGGGCAAUGGAGCAUAAAAGAUCUGGUCCGAUCGGUGCACGAAAUGUUUCUUGGACGUAGCGAGAAAGAGAAGCCUGAAAAGCCACAGGUGUCAAAUUCGGCGUCGUAG
Puccinia graminis f. sp. tritici CRL 75-36-700-3 is the source of this 327-nucleotide messenger RNA. RefSeq lists its product as uncharacterized. NCBI's taxonomy places the organism in Eukaryota, Fungi, Basidiomycota, Pucciniomycetes, Pucciniales, Pucciniaceae. The record is from RefSeq and is a predicted model, not a curated record. The transcript has 2 exons. Bases 1 to 327 code for a protein of 108 amino acids.